AACAAUUAGCAAAGGCCCAUUACAACACAACGUAUAGGUCAGGGAGUCAUGAGCCAACCAUGACCUUUGUAUCGUCUAUUCCAACCGGAAGAAGCAUUCAGUGUUCUCAGUUUCACAUUGUAAUGACCAAAUGGCUUGUGAAAAAAUGAAACGAUGUGCAGGAAACUGUUUCAUACAGCCUGACAACCAAGGACUUUUCUGUCACGGCAAGAUGUCACGCUUGGUGGAGUUGAAGGACCGUGGUGGUGCCACUAUGUCUGUGAAUCAGUAUGAAGACUGCUUCUUCUACCGAGGAAGUCUGCCCAUCCCUUUUGAUGAACAUAUGAGAAGAGUGAAAGAGAUGAAACUCACAUCAGAUGAUGUGCUAUUGUGUAGCUAUCCCAAGUCAGGUACCCAUAGUUUGUGGGAGGUGGUAUCAUCCAUCGUGCAUGGUGACCUGAAGUCCAAGGAAAGUGUUUCGGAUGUCGACAUGCUAGACUUCACAUCUAUGAAACUACUAGACAGAACACCAACACCAAGAAUUCUGGGCUGUCACUUCCGCUUCCGGUUUCUUCCGAACGAGGUUCUGACCAAGAAGCCCAAGGUGAUCUACCUCCAACGUAACCCCAAGUCUGUCGCCGUAUCCUACUACACGAUGACGUACGGCAUGACGACGGUCCGCAGUUAUGAGGGUCACGUGCCCGUCAAGCAGUACGAUGGUACCUGGGACGAUUACUUGGAGUCCUUCCUGGAGGGUGAAGUGGAAUACGGAUCCUGGUUCGACCAUGUACUGGACUGGGAACAAGCAAGGUUAGAUAAUCCCGAGUUGUCUAUAUUUCUGCUACAGUAUGAAGAUAUGAAAAAGGAUCUGGUCGCAUGUAUUGGGCGAGUUGCAAAGUUUCUUGGUAAACAGAUGACUCCUGAAAGGGCAAAAUCCAUUGCAGAAGCUUGUACAUUUCACAAUCUGAAAAAACGUGAUCAUAACGAAGACACUAAAACCAAAGACAUUGCAUGGAGAGAAGGGACAGGGGUCUUCAGGAAGGGUAUAACAACAGACUGGAAGAAUUGGUUUACAGUAGCACAGAGUGAACAGUUUGACAACGUUUACGCAGAAAAAAGGAGGCAGGACUGUCACUGAAUUGUACUCAUUGGUCGAGCCCUCAGUAUUGACAUAUUAAAUCAUAUUCGGUUUUGUAUUGAGGAAUGCUUUAGUUCAAGUGAUAAAAACUCAAAUAUCGUUGAGAGAGAGAGAGCAUUGUUCUGUAUAUCUUUUGGCUACUUUUGUUAGUUAUGUUACAUAAUUACAUAAUAUCACGGCAAGGGACACCGGAAUUUUUAGUUGAAAGGCACACACUCUAUCCCUGAUACCUGUCACGAAGGUUUAAAAAUACACAUGUAACAAAAUCCACGGCACAAUUGCCUGAGUAAAUGAAUAUGAAUAAUCAUAAACACUGACAUCUGAACAUCUGUACAUAUAUGCUUGCCGUACACGUUUGUCAGGAUACAAUUACGUGACAUUAUAUAGAAACGGUAUGUAUAUUCAACCAAGAGUACUUAUCUCACAGUUGUAAAUGGUACUCACUGUACUAGGAGGAUUUGGAUUAGAUAUCCUUGUGAGAAACAAUCAUUCAAAGGUACGCAAUAGUUUCUAUGUAUAUCAGCUGAGUAUUGUAAUUUCACAUAGUACGCGCCAUUCAAGGACUUGUAAUCGCAAUAGCAAAGGAAGAAUUCAAGUAUGGACUUCAACUGUGACAUGUCAUAUUUGCCUUUACACUUGCUCAGUAAAGUACAGAUUUGGUAGGUCGAGUCCCAUGCGGGAUUAAAACCCACAGCCAGACAUCUAAUCGUCAGCACACAAAUUCAGCCAUCCAAGCCACCGCGGCUUGCACAGAAAUAGAGGUUGGACAACUGGUAGACUAGAUCUGGGACCAAUCUGACAAGUGUAAAUUGGCACGACUAUGUAUGCACAAAGCCAUUUAAAUAUGUUAAAUGUAACAUAUGUGUACAUUUGACCACUUUCUAAAUGGCUUUGUGUAUUCAUGGAGCUCUGUUGGCAAUACCUGUCCAUUAAAAGAAAGUAUACACUUAAAACAUACAUUAAAACUGUACAAACGUU
This is a messenger RNA of Haliotis rubra (blacklip abalone), 2095 nucleotides long. Its product is annotated as sulfotransferase 1B1-like. Bases 131 to 1117 code for a protein of 328 amino acids. The transcript is spliced from 6 exons. Gene Ontology annotation, molecular function: sulfotransferase activity. The record is from RefSeq and is a predicted model, not a curated record. NCBI's taxonomy places the organism in Eukaryota, Metazoa, Mollusca, Gastropoda, Lepetellida, Haliotidae. Gene Ontology annotation, cellular component: cytoplasm. Gene Ontology annotation, biological process: sulfation.